UACACUUCUUAAUCGAAGAUGGCUUCGUCCACACCUAAAACCCUAAUGGAUUUCUUUCAACCUGCCAACAAACGCCUCAAACCUUCCCCUUCUUCCUCCUCUUUCCCGGCCGUCGCCGUCGCCGGUGGAUCCCGCGGUUUGGGUUCUGCAGCAAACUCGCCGCCUCGUUUAACCGUUACCAGUUCAGCCGCCGAUGACUCAUCUGGUUUAACACCUGAACAAGUCGCUCGCGCCGAGUUCAACAAGUUCGUCGCCAAAUCCAAGCGUAACCUCGCCGUCUGCUCCGAGAAGGUCACAAAAGCGAAAGCUGAGGGAAGAUGCUAUGUGCCGUUGAGUGAGCUUUUAGUGGAGGAAUCAUGGCUUAAAGCUCUUCCUGGUGAACUGCAUAAACCUUACGCCAAAACCCUUUCUGAGUUCCUUGAAAGUGAGAUUAUUGCUGACGGUAAAAGCCCUUUGAUAUAUCCACCGCAGCAUUUGGUUUUCAAUGCCCUUAAUACAACUCCUUUUGAUCGAGUCAAGGUUGUUAUUAUUGGACAGGAUCCUUACCAUGGACCUGGUCAAGCUAUGGGUUUGUCCUUCUCUGUGCCUGAAGGAGAAAAGCUUCCUUCUAGUCUUUUGAACAUAUUUAAGGAGCUUCAGAAAGAUGUUGGCUGUUCAAUCCCACGUCAUGGUAAUCUACAGAAAUGGGCUGUGCAGGGUGUGUUGCUGCUGAAUGCUGUUCUUACAGUAAGGAGUAAACAGCCUAAUUCGCAUGCGAAGAAAGGAUGGGAACAAUUCACUGAUGCUGUUAUUCAAAGCAUCUCACAGCAGAAGGAAGGUGUUGUUUUUCUCCUCUGGGGAAGAUACGCUCAAGAGAAAUCCAAGUUGAUAGAUGCGACUAAACAUCAUAUACUCACAGCAGCUCAUCCAUCUGGUUUGUCGGCACAUAGAGGCUUCUUCGACUGCAGACAUUUCUCUCGCGCAAACCAGAUAUUUGAGCAAAUUGGGAUUCCUCCCAUCGACUGGCAACUUUAACAUCUUAACCUUAGGCUUCAGGCC
Molecule: messenger RNA, 1038 nt
Organism: Camelina sativa (false flax)
Lineage: Eukaryota; Viridiplantae; Streptophyta; Magnoliopsida; Brassicales; Brassicaceae
Product: uracil-DNA glycosylase, mitochondrial
Biological process (GO): base-excision repair; base-excision repair, AP site formation via deaminated base removal
Molecular function (GO): uracil DNA N-glycosylase activity
Source: RefSeq, a predicted model, not a curated record